CGCUCCCUCUGCAAAUCUCGCGAGAACAGGGCAGACACCGCGAAAGGAAUUUGAUUGCCAAGCACUGCGGACAGCCUGCGGAGGCAGUUGUUGCUGUUGCUUGAGGUUUAAUGUGAACUAUGCCUCUCCAAAAUGCAAUGCAGAAAGCAGAAAGAUGUCAUCUUAGAAUUAUUGCAGUCCUGUACCUGCCUACUCAAAGCCACAAUGAACUGGUUAGAGCUUACUGUUAGGUAAGCAGCUGCACUGAUCACUUUGUCAUUGAAGGAAUUGUAACAUGGCUACAGGAGACCUGAAAGGAAAUCUACGUAAAAUAGAGCAAGGACUUCGUCAUUUAAAUUAUCCCAGAGAUGUGAAUUAUACUGGGCUGGCAAAGGGUGAUCCAUCUGUGUUUUUGCCCAUCAUCAGCUAUUGUUUUACAUCUUUUUCAACACACAUUACUGAACUUCUGGUGGAAUCUGAUGUAGAACUUACAGCAAAGAAUGACUUGCGUUUUAUAGAAGCUGUUUAUAAGCUUCUCCGUGAUCAAUUUCAAUAUAAGCCAAUCUUAUCAAAACAGCAGUUCCUCCAUUGUGGCUUUGCAGAGAGAAAAAUACAGAUUGUUUGUGAUAUUAUUAGUUUGGUCUAUAAAAGAGAUAAAGAAUUAAGCAGUGUGAAUAAGGUGAAAUCCCAAGCAAGAAAGAGAACCUGUUCUAUUAAACCCCAACCAAAAGCAGACUGUUCUAAUCAUCUUGAUUCUGCACCUAUGGAUUUUCCGCAGGAUAUUUCACUUAUAAAGAAACCUGGAUCAGCACAUUCUAGAAGUCUAAUUAGCUCGUUUAUCUCUAAAGAAAUAGUCAGGGAUGUAUUGAAGGAAAAUAAGACUGAAGCUGUCUGUGUGGCUGAUGGUUUGGAUACCAUUGCCGAUAGAUUGAAUACUAUGUAUGAACAGUGUGUUUCACUUGGAAAGAAAGCUGGAGUAGAAUGUUCAAGAAGUCUAAUUAGUGCAUGUAUCACUGGAGAUAUUGAUAGUGAAGUAUUGGACAAAGAGGAAAACGAAGCCACCUGUGUGGCAUAUGGUUUGGACAGUGGUACUGAUAGGUUGGACAGUGUAUGCGAACAGGGUGUUACACUUACGAAAAAACCUGAAAUAAAACAUUCUAGAAGUUUAAUUAGUGCAUGUAUCCCUGGAGAUAUAGUCAAAGAAGUAUUGGAGGAAGAGAAAAAUGAAGCCAUCUGUUUGGGUUAUUGUUUGGACAGUGGCACUGAUAAGGUGAACAGUAUAUGUGAACAGGACACAAAGGAAAAGAAUGAAAUGGAAAAACUAAUGAGCAGAAUUGCUGAACUGGAGGAAAAGCUUAAUAAACUAAACUGGAUGGAAGACAAAUUUCAGGCUCUAGAAGAGAAACUGCAAGGAAAAAUUAUUGUAGAUGAGAAAGACUGGGAAAAUCUACUGAGCCGAGUCUUGCUUCUUGAAACCCAAAUGUUACUUCAUUCCAAAAAUGUUGAUUUAUCUACAGACUUGAAUAACUUGGGGGAAGAAAAUAUGUCUGCCCAUGAUGUGUCUCCAGUUUCUCCUGAUAGAGAGAAGGAGGACCUGCCAGAAAGCUAUCACCAGUCAUCUGGAUACAGUUCACAGUUAUCUACUGAACCAUCUCCCAGAGCCACAGUCGUUAAUAACCAUGGUCUGUCAGAGGUUUCAAAAGAUACAACAAGACAACGAAUGGAAAGAAUAAGCAAAAUCAUUGAAGAAACCUCAGAGCUGUUGAAGACCUCAAGUAACACCUCUUAAGAGUAUUCUGAUCUACAUCCAUAUAUCUGAAAGCAAUUAAAUGUGUCUGUAAAAUAAUUGAGCUGUUUGAAUCCUUUGUGAUUUUUUUAGUGACUGAAAUUAUUUAAAGCUAUUUCUUUUAAUGAAAAUAAAUAGUUUGUAAUAUCUUUGUCAUUGGUGCAAUUUUCACUUAACCACAUUUAAUUAUUAUUUCAGCAAAUAACAUCUAUACACAAGUUGUGAAGUUGUUCCUGUUCUUGCACUCUAUUUUUUGUAUCGACAUUUGCUGGCAUUGGGCUAAGUAAUAUGUUUUUUAAAAGGGUAGGCUCAAGGACCAUGCUUUACAUCCUGUUGGAAAUAUUCCAGCUGGGACUUUCAUAUUGCACCCAAGAGAAUUACAUACAUACCAUCAUGCCAUCUGUAAAGCUGUACAAGACUUAAUGAAAACUCAAGUACACAUAUUGUAAAUGUGUCCUUUUAAAGUUUUUUUUUUUAAACAUUUUCAUUCUUGGUCCGAAAGCACCUACACAUUGUGGCUUCCAUUCGUACUGACAAAGUGAAGGUCAUUUUGAUCCCAAACAUUAAAAUUUAUAAGUGAGGCCAGAGACUUUGACUGAGAAAUGUGUUGAGCGUUUUAGUGCUGUAUUACCUGACACGUUUUAAGAACAGCAGCGCAGAUGGAGGCCAUCCAGUCAGUAUACAAAGAUACAUAACACUUUUAUGAUUCAAAGCCACAUAAAAUGACUCUUCAGAGAUGAACGUUUAUGUAAAACAGCUAUAAAAAUGAUAUACUCAGGUGAAAAACAGGAGUUGGGGAUAGGAGGGCACUUGAGAUAUUUAGAUUUUAAAUUACCCUGUACUUAUUUGCUGUAUAGGGAACUUUUUAAUCAGAAGGUGUUAACCUUAGGUCCAUGAGUUCAUUUUUAAUGGUGGGGGUUUGCAGAUAAUGAGGCGGCAUUAUCUCUUUCUUUUUUAUUGUAAAGUAUAUUUCAUAACUUUGCAUUGUCUUUUUCCAAAACAUGCAAGAGCUACACUAAACUGGCAUGUAAACUGAAAAAAAAGUAUUAGUACAACAUACUUCCAUUACCUCUGUUUAUGUAGCAUUCAUAUUGCUAAAAUAACUGCCAGAUUAGACCAGGAUUAGAAACCUUCCUUAAUUGCAUUCUGUAUUAAAGUGUUAUUGGCAGUAUAAUGCUGUAUGCAUCUAAUCUAAGCAGUUUAUGUAAGUUGUUUCUUAUAGCAGUAGGUGUCAAUGAGUACUUGGUUAAUUCCUUGAAGAAUUUUUUUGUUAGACCUUUAUAUGUAUUAGUGCAUUAUC
Sceloporus undulatus (fence lizard) is the source of this 3065-nucleotide messenger RNA. RefSeq names its product centrosomal protein 44 (gene CEP44). Lineage: Eukaryota; Metazoa; Chordata; Lepidosauria; Squamata; Phrynosomatidae. The transcript has 14 exons. The record is from RefSeq and is a predicted model, not a curated record. Gene Ontology annotation, cellular component: centrosome; spindle pole. The coding region runs from base 275 to 1768 and encodes 497 amino acids.